AUGGGGAGAAGCCGUAUGGUUGUAACCCAUGUGGGAAGGCUUUGGGUGGGAAGUCAUCUUACUGAACACAGAAGAACCCACAAUGGGGAGAAGCCUUAUGAGUGUCAAGUGUGUGGAAAAGCCUUCAGUUAUAGCUUAGGCCUAAGGCACCACAGAGAAGUACAUAUUGAGGAGAAACCCUUUGGAUGUAGGGUGUAG
Rangifer tarandus platyrhynchus (Svalbard reindeer) is the source of this 198-nucleotide messenger RNA. Lineage: Eukaryota; Metazoa; Chordata; Mammalia; Artiodactyla; Cervidae. The record is from the annotation of a GenBank genome assembly.